Molecule: messenger RNA, 1171 nt
Organism: Juglans regia (Persian walnut)
Lineage: Eukaryota; Viridiplantae; Streptophyta; Magnoliopsida; Fagales; Juglandaceae
Product: ribonuclease H2 subunit C
Exons: 4
Coding region: 362-865 (167 amino acids)
Biological process (GO): RNA catabolic process
Cellular component (GO): ribonuclease H2 complex
Source: RefSeq, a predicted model, not a curated record
UCGGCUUCUAGAAAACGGGCCAGAUAUCCGGACCGAGCAUCCGGUUAUCCGCCCGGAAACCGGAUCAACGGAUUACCUGCACGCUUUUUUGAAGUCCAGACUCCAGAUCACUGGAUAACCGGUUCAGGCCCAGGUUGUAGUGCGGAUAACCGGAUCCCGCCAGGCUAUGACUCCGGAUAAAAUCCGGCCCGAGCUGGAAAUAUGUGACACGGCUAGUCCCGCUAGGGUGCACUUGAGACGGAAUAUAAUUGCGCGGGGAAAUUGGAAGAUCAUAAAGGGGGUUAGGGUUUGUUUUAUGGGGUCAAGUGGCAAGGUGUACUGAAGAGUAGAGGUGUGAGGUGAUAUCGAGAAAGGAAGCCUGAUGAUGUCCGAAGGGAGCACUAUAGUAAAUCUAACGCAAAGGGAAGGCGGAGACGACUCUGAGUUGGUGGAUUUGAGCGGUAAGGUCCACCAGCUUCCUUGUGCCAUCAAGUACAACGGACCUUGCUCUGUUUCCAACUUUUUCAAGCCCAGAUCCACCGGGAUUGAGGUUGAAGGCUUGAAGGUGGAGGAAGCUUAUUUCAGAGGAAGGAAGUUGCAGGGAACAACGAUUCCGCUUUCAACAGGGUAUUGCGGCUUUGUCCUAGGAAAGAAGAAUCUUGUUGAGAAAAAAGCUUCUGACAUGUCUGAUGGAAACUCAAACCGUUGGGAGGUGAAUGCAAAAUUUGAAAAUGUAACAUAUUGGAAUCAUGACAGCCUCCCUUCAAGUGACGAUGCUUUAUUGCGUUCUUUUCACUGGCUCACUGUUGCAAAAGCAAUUCCAGAGGCUCUUCCAGCCACCUUACAUGUGGCGUUUGUGCAUGAUUGCAGCUACACAAGCCGGUGACAGCCGAAGAUUUAGUUUCUGCAUCCAUUGCUCUGCAGAAGAUGGACUGAUUAAUAAACUGCGGGGAGUGUGUUGUCAUCUUCAGCCACUGUUGUUUUGCUUGUUCUGAAAAAUAGUUCUUUCUACUGAAAAUAAAGUAGUUAAGUCCCCUCUCUUUGUUUCUAUUUGACUUUUUGUAUAUCCAUUUCUGAGAUCGGAAUCCUCUAGAUUUCUUAAGGUUAAUAUAUUGUAUGGAUUUCUAUCAAUUUCAGCAAUUUCUUUCAAAUUCAAAUUCAAUGAUAGAAAUUUUACCACAUUUAUUUCUUA